This is a messenger RNA of Lingula anatina, 1630 nucleotides long. Its product is annotated as nuclear pore complex protein Nup160. Gene Ontology annotation, molecular function: structural constituent of nuclear pore. Lineage: Eukaryota; Metazoa; Brachiopoda; Lingulata; Lingulida; Lingulidae. The record is from RefSeq and is a predicted model, not a curated record. Gene Ontology annotation, cellular component: nuclear pore.
CGAAGAUGGCGGAAAACUGCAUGAGUUUUCGCGAAGUUGUUCAAAAGAAAGGCUUUCCAAUCAGGUGGAAGGAAAUAACAGUGAAUACAGGUGGAUCUGGCAGCACCAUCCAAGACUUAAAGGUUCCAGAGUCUGCAGGAGGAUAUGUGUUCAGAGAUGGCAACAGACUGCAGUCAUAUGCAAGGAACAGAUUCAUAUACUGGAGGGUUCACAAAGACACCCUAGAGCUUGUAGAACUAUCACUGGACAACGAUCUCCAUGGAAAUGCCAUCCGCCUCCACUUCCAGGAUUCUGCCAUAUUGGGUGACAUCAGCAUUUUUGAGAGUCGAGGAGAGGUGGUCUUCCUUGUGGCCACAGUGUCCAGUGUCCACCGCCUGGUCUUUCCACACCCAAGUUCAUUGCAGCAUCAGAUGUCCAUCUUCACGGAUGCCUCUGUAGUAAAUCUUUGUGAGCCUUCGGACUGUCACUCCAUAAGCCCAGUGAGUAAUGUGGCUUACUCCUUACAUGCUGCUGGAGCUUGGCUCACCACUGAAGGGGAGGCUUUAUUUGCCCUGGCCACGAGCACAGGGAGCAUUCUGUUUAUCAAGCUACCACCAAAAGGAAUUCAAGGUAUAGUGACACAACAUGAACUGAAACAUGCCAGUAUGAUGCAGAGGCUGUGGACAGGACUAGUACCAGCUAUGAUCAGGGGUGGUCCAUCUGAAGCUGACAUGGCGGAAAGUGUGUGUCUUCAUUAUCUGGGUCAGGAUGUGUUCAUUUUUGCUAUCUGUAGAGACCACAAACUCAGAAUGUGGUCCUGUAAGAACCAAGAAUGUGUGCUGGUCAGUGACAUGCUGGACUUUAUUCCAGAUAAACUUGACCCUCUGAAAGGAACAAUAGGAGCUAGAGGCCAUGUUAUCAGAAAAUCAGUGGAGGGCAACAUGCUACACCUAGGAGUUUUCUUGAACUUUUCUGACAGAAAUCAGUUUUGCAUAUUUCAACCAGUAUUAGCAGAUGGUCGAUACCAGCUGAACUUGAUUACAACUGUCUUUGCCCCAAAUGAGGACCUUGUAGAGUUCAGUCUGACCAAUACUCACCUGUGGUCACUGUGGACCACAUCAGAGAGUGAAACAGUGGUCAGAUAUGCAGCCUUAGACGACAGUGAUAAUUUCUCCUAUGACCCAUGGAACAUGGUUCACCUACAGCAGCCAGAAUCUCCUGAAGUCAUUGUGCCUCUGCACAGGGAACCCAGAGAGACAUACAUGGAUUAUAUUUUCUAUCCUGGGAGAUUCACAGCUCAGACUAUCAGCAAGGCACUUAAUAUAUAUCGUCGUUCCCUAGACAGUUUAAUGGGGCAUGGUCUCCACAUCUCCAGCCAAGUGUUGAGGGAGGAGGUCACAGCAGCAGUGGAGAACGAGGUAGGUGGUUGUCUGGCUUAGUCAGGGAUGAGACUUUUCCUACUCUCUCAGUAUAACUUGGACCUAGGCAGACCCCUGGACAUGUAUUUUCUAACUUUUUCACUAAAUGGCAGUCUUAUCCUUGCUUAGUGAAAAAAAAAAAAAACAAGUUAGUUUCUGUUUAUUUAAGUUGCAGUUACAUGUAAUUAAUGGGAAUUUUGAAUGACCACAGGAUUCUUUUAGGGUAGGUGCUA